Solanum dulcamara is the source of this 867-nucleotide messenger RNA. RefSeq names its product 3'-5' exonuclease-like. The record is from RefSeq and is a predicted model, not a curated record. Bases 34 to 753 code for a protein of 239 amino acids. Gene Ontology annotation, biological process: nucleobase-containing compound metabolic process. Gene Ontology annotation, cellular component: cytoplasm; nucleus. Gene Ontology annotation, molecular function: nucleic acid binding; 3'-5' exonuclease activity. NCBI's taxonomy places the organism in Eukaryota, Viridiplantae, Streptophyta, Magnoliopsida, Solanales, Solanaceae. The transcript has a single exon.
UCACAAAAACUACAUUAAUAAAAUUUUCAAGUAAUGGCUGAGAUUUACGAAGUCAAAUUCUACAAUGAUGAACUUGAAGUCACUGUGACUAAAAACGCCUUUGUUGUUAACGACUGGAUUCUGCAAACUGUGCAUACCCAUCGUCGAAGGCUCCACAAGCUUCUCGUUGGUCUCGAUAUCGAGUGGCUACCCUGUUUCAAGCCAGAGGAAAAUCACCCAGUUGCUCUCCUCCAGCUCUGUGUAGGACGACGUUGCUUACUAUUCCAACUCCUCCACAAAGACGCAGUUCCAGGAUUCCUCGUGAACUUUCUUGGGGACCCGAAUUUCAAGUUUGUUGGGGUCGGGGUUAAAGGAGACGCGGACAAAUUGCUUCGCGAUCAUAAGUUGUUUGUGUCGAAUACUGUGGAUUUGAAUCGAUUGGCAUUGUCGAUUUAUGGAGAGGAAGUGUAUGGGAAAAUGGGAUUGAAGAGAAUGGCGAGAGAGGUGCUUGGGAAAGUGAUGGAGAAGCCAUUGAAUGUGACAUUGAGUAAGUGGGAUGCAGAGGAAUUGGUGUAUGAACAAGUUGAAUAUGCUGCAAUCGAUGCUUUUGCGUCGUUUGAGAUUGGGAAGAAUUUGUUUAAUUUAGUGUGGGAAAGAGAGAGAGAGAACCACCCUCGUGUUGUUAAGAGGAAAUAUUUGAAUUGCCAUCAUCAACCGCCAUUGUUGUUGCUGCAAGAUACACAGGGGAUGUUUCGAACACUUGCUCUGUUUUGAAUAUGAAAUACAAUACCAUAAAGUGAAAGAACUUUGGAAAUUUGUUUCUUUUCUAGAAUCUUUGUAAUAGUAGCAGUUUGUAUAUUGUAUAAAUUUUUUCCAGUUUCUUGAAAA